UUUAUAGAUAAGUUUAUGGGGCAACAGGUCAGAAUUAUUACGAUACAGACACCAGCUGUGGGAGGAGACUUUUUAUUUGUAAAAUUUGCUUUCCCUAAAUCAAAAAUAGUUCUACCUUGUUUAUCAACGUAUAAGUCUAAGGUAUUAGCUAAGGAUCUCAGUUUGUGUUGUCUUUACAGUGAAAUGUUUUGGCUUAGAAUCCUAGGGAUGACUUUGACUUCGUCUUUUUAUGUCUCAGCAUUAAACACUACCACCGCUACCCCGUCACUCUACGACAAGGAAACUCUAUUUCUCGUCAUCAAAACUGUCCAGCCAAUGUUCGUGGCUUUCUUCUCAACCGGCUCGCUUUCCCUGGAAUGUUUCAACGCAUUCAACUCGGUGGCCGACCCGUGGCUGCAGGCACUUCUCCCAGUCUACUUCACACUGUUUGACACGAACCUGGACGGCAAGCUGACUGCCACCGAUGUUUCACCUCUAGGCGUUCUGGUCACGUAUGUCUCUUUUCUCAUCAUGGGCGCUGAUCUCGGCAAUGAUUACGUCAUCACGUUAGCGGAAUUCAAUGUGUUCUUAAACACGGCACCAUUUCAACCGAAUCAAGUCUUUCAAAACGCCUUGCUGCUGACGUUCCAGAAUCUCGACCGAAAUGGAGACCAGAGUCUCAGCUAUUUAGAUAUUUUCCUAGCUGGCUCAAGAGGUUAAUAGACAACUAUAAACCUUAUCAGUCUUGUAGUCCGUAGUCUGGAUAUUGCACGGACACUUAGCCGAACAUCUUGUUCUAUCAAUUGUGUUGUCAACUUACGUAUUUUACGAAAAUAAAACAUCUAGGAACUUGUAAUGCAAGUUGUAAUGAAAAUUUGCUACUAAAGUGGGGCCAUAUGUUAUAUUCUGAUUACAUUCAGUAAGGAAAUGAA
Biomphalaria glabrata is the source of this 911-nucleotide messenger RNA. RefSeq lists its product as uncharacterized. The record is from RefSeq and is a predicted model, not a curated record. Bases 16 to 699 code for a protein of 227 amino acids. The transcript has 4 exons. NCBI's taxonomy places the organism in Eukaryota, Metazoa, Mollusca, Gastropoda, Planorbidae.